Molecule: messenger RNA, 1518 nt
Organism: Symbiodinium necroappetens
Lineage: Eukaryota; Dinophyceae; Suessiales; Symbiodiniaceae
Source: the annotation of a GenBank genome assembly
AUGGAUAGCGCAGAUGACGUUGGAGUGCCUGUGCGACGAAAGCAGAAGAAGCACUUCUUGGAGGACUCGCGUCUUGUCUGGGAGCUGCUUGGCGAUGAACCCUCCAGCGAUCGAGGCUGCCACGACCUCCAUCGUGAUGCUCUGGGUCGUCGCGGCAGCGGCCUGUGCCGAGGCAGCGACUCUGUCCCCCUUUGCCUUGGGCAGAAGGCAAGAAGUGUGUCGCCACAGACACAGGUGAGCCCAAUCAGCCCACUCCAAUCGCCGCAUGGGCAGAGCCGUGCGGUUCCAGACGAAGUCGCAGAAUACGGCUUCACCCGGUUGAGAAAGUCGCCUCAUGGUGGACGCCGUGACGCUUCCCCGCUGGCGUGGCCCGAACCAUCAGAAGGCUUCCCGUCCCCCACACCCAGUUAUCGUGCGUGUUCGAGGCGGCAGGAUUCAAGGCAAGCGCGAGCAUGCCUGGAGUUGUUUGCGCCGGAUGCAGGUUCAGCAGCGCCGUCGUCCAUGCCAAGCGCACGCAGCCGGAGCAGCCAAGGUUGGGUGGGCUGGGGCCAGAACGAGGUGACCGAUCGUCGCGAGCAGGAGAGAGUACUUCUGCAGGAGGAGGUUCAAUCCGGAAUGACGAGAAGAUCGGGACGCUGUAUGCGAGACGGCAGCUUGAGGAACGUGCUGAGGCACACAGGUGUCCCACAUCCUUCAAGUUGUGAUGACCUUCGGCAGGACAAGAUCCUUCCUCGGAGGGGUAGUCGAUCGGCCACCCACAGAAGCUCAUCACGAAUGGCUGCAGUGUUGUCACCGUGCCGUGCACAGGAAGAGUUCCCCUCUGCACGUGCCGAGACCCCGCACUCAAGACGGGCUGGCAGCAUGCACAAAGCGUCUGAUCUCUGGGCACCAUGGCUCCUCAACUACGAGAAGGAGCUACAUGAACAGCGCACCCGCCUUUCAAGCGCGAGCAUGGAAGGCCGUGCAGGCCGGCCGGCUCCCGCUCCAUUCCCUUGCGGCGGCCUCCACCUUGCGGGAGGCAGCGUGCGCGACACUGGCAUCCGUCGUGGCAGGUCGCCUGAUGCGCCAGCCUGGGAUGCAGCUGGAAAGGCUGCGAAGGGCAUCUUCGAGAGUUCGUUUGACAGAGUUCUAGAAUGGAUGGAGGUCUCCGAGCCCAUCGAGGACAAGUGCGCAGACGGCAUCCAGUGGUUCAAGGCACCAGAGGCGAUGCCGUUGAGAUCGGCUGGCCCAGCGAAGAGCGCCAGGUCGUCCAGAAGGGAAUCUCCAAGGAGGGCGGAGGAGGACCAGGCGAUGGCCCCACACAGCUCGCCAAGCCGAUUUUACGAGCAGCCAUCCCGUCUGCAUGAGCAGCUGGCGCAGGAGACCUUCUUGGUCGCUCCAGCCAGCGGUCGAGCUGGAAAGCCCACGGACCUCGGGUUCGACGCACCAAAGUGGCCUGCAGUCGAGUCACCACGAUCGCACGGCUCAGUGUUCCCGCAGUCGUUGUCGCCACCAGCGCUGUUUGCUCCGGUAUUGUGA